Molecule: messenger RNA, 1668 nt
Organism: Seriola aureovittata
Lineage: Eukaryota; Metazoa; Chordata; Actinopteri; Carangiformes; Carangidae
Product: GTP-binding protein REM 2-like
Exons: 6
Coding region: 141-1289 (382 amino acids)
Cellular component (GO): plasma membrane
Molecular function (GO): GTP binding; GTPase activity; calcium channel regulator activity
Source: RefSeq, a predicted model, not a curated record
UGCAUCACCGCCCCGGAGCUGCACGCACCUGCCGCACACACUGACCGGUGUCGUCUCUCCUCCUCCUCCUCCUCUUCACAGAAUCCGGAUCUGGAGCGCGUGCACACGUCCGGUCCAGAGAGUGGCAGCAGCGGUGAUGAAUGACGGUGCCGACUGCAGACCUGGACCCGGGCCCUAACCUGAGGAGACGGAGAGGGGAGGGAGAGAGAGGGGAGGUAGAGAGAGAGAGACAUAACUCGAGGGAGAGAGAGAGAGAGGUAGAAGACGUGCGAGGGAGGGAAGAGAGAGAGAGAGAGAGAGAGAGAGAGAGAGAGAGAGAGAGAAAGGGAGAGAAAGGGUGCUUACUUUGUAGUUGCCGAGAGCCGCGUGACAGUUUGCAGAUGCCGACAGAUGUGCCCGAAGACAGGCUCAACAACGAGGAGAAGGCAACCACGUGUGACAGUAUGACUCUGUCCAGCACCCCGACUCUUCGCAGAGGAAGCACUCCUCUGCCAAUUAAGCACCAGCUCAGACGAGAAGAAGCUGUCCACGAUGACUGUGACUGGACAUCAGGUGCAGCCGGGCCUUCCGCCUCACCGAUCAGCUUCAGCCCCGCCCUGGAUGACACUCUGACCAUGGCGGUGGAGGGCAGGCCUGACGGGCCUUUAAGGAUCGCCCUGCUGGGGCAGAACGGCGUGGGGAAGUCUUCCCUGGCCAUCGCUCUCGCCGGGGACAUGGACAGGACCGCGUCUGUGGAUUCUGAUGGGGAGGGUUAUGUGCGCACAGUCACAGUGGAUGAUGAGGACAGCACCAUCAUUAUCUAUGACAACUGGAGACAGGACCUGUCGGCUCUGCAGUGUGAGGUGUGUGUCCUGGUGUUUUCGGUGACUGACAGGCGUAGUUUCCACCGCACCGCUCAACUCCGACUCCUCCUGAGAGAGACUCAGCCCCAAACUCCCAUCAUCCUCGUUGGUAAUAAGAGUGACCUCGUUCGCACACGUGAGGUCUCCUCUCAAGAGGCCAUGUCCAGCGCCGCCCUCUUCAACUGUCUGUACCUGGAGAUCUCCGCCUCUCUGGAUCACCGCACCCCGGAGCUGCUGGAGUGCGCGGUGCGGCUCGCCCGGGGCCAGCCCCCGUGGCCCCCGGGGACCAACGCGGAGGACCUGAGCGGAGGAGGUCAGCGUGAGAGCAUCACCUCCCGCGCCAAACGUUUCCUGUCCAGCCUGGUGCCCCGCUACCCGAGAGAGCGGGAGCAGGGCAAGUUCCUGAGGCAGAAAUCCCGCUCGUGUCACGACCUGGGGGCGCUGUGAUGGGGAUUGGCUGGAUCGGUGACGUAGCAGGAAGUGGAAGUGAUGUAGUAAACCGACAGCGAGAGAGAGAGAGAGAGAGAGAGAGAGAGAGAGAGAGAGAGGAGGCGAUACAGCAAUUAGUGCACGAGAGAGGAGGAAGCGAGUGUGACGUCAGGACGGUGUUUGUGUAUCCAGGGAGAAUGACAGCGAUGUUAGUGAUGAUGUUUAUAUGUAGGAUGACUCAGAGCGUUUUUGUACACAAAGACCGAAGCCACAAAGAAGAAGAGAAGAAGAGCUAAAACUGUUGUAAAACCACCUGUAAAUAACCUGUAGUAGUGAUAGUGAACUGCCGCCCUCAGCUGAAUAAACCGCUUUUUUGAGUCUCGACAAAGUCACUGCA